CGGAACGUGAACGCUGCUCUGGAGGAGGGAGUGCGCAUGCUCGCAGCCUGAGUAAAAAUAAUAGUGUAGUGUAGCUUAGAUAUGAGCUUAUUUACAGGUUAGCCGUCAGUAAGCUUCGCCUCUGUGUGUGUCCGCCUGUGUGUGCGUCCUGUCGGGCCGUGUACGUCGGGACGAGCCGGGGAGCACCGUCCAUGAGCCGCAGACACAACUUCCAGCUCGUGUAGAAGAGUCGGCGCGGCGCUGCAGGAAACGGACUAUGUCGGCUAAUAAAACAAAGAAAGUCAAAAUGGCUACUAAAUCUUGUCCUGAGUGCGACCAACAGAUCCCAGUUGCGUGCAAAUCCUGCCCGUGUGGGUAUGUGUUUAUUAGCAGAAAACUGCUAAAUGCCAAGUUAACGGAGCGCUCUCCAGCCAUAGCAGAGAAGCUGGACUUAAAACGUAGGAGGACAGAGCGCAUUCGCAGAGAGCGGAUCGACUCUCCUCUAACCAGUGACAUGGAGAACAGGAGAAGGUCCCGAGCCAACAGCCAGUCAGAUCCAAUCCGCAGGGGAAGGGGCAGACCAAAAACAGUGGGGCUGAAGAAACAGGAAGAGGAGAAAGAGAAACAAGAGAAGGAGGUGGAUAUUUACGCUGGUCUCUCUGAUGAGAAGGCCUUUGUGUUUUCUGUGGCCUUGGCUGAGAUCAACCGCAAGAUCCUGGGUCAGAAACUCAUCUUAUAAAUGAAACAAUGAAAAACUUGAGAAACCCAGCACACAGGACCUACUGUAGGAAAUCUUUUAAUGAGGACGACCAAAGAGGACAGAACUGGAUGGAGCUAAACUUUGACCUGGACGUGCUUCACUUGGAUAUUGAUGAAGACGAUGGAUUUUUUUUACAGGAUUCUAAACGUACUGUCAUCGAUUCCUGCUAUGUGCAGUACACAGCAUGUGUUUAAUACAAAUACGUAUAGACUCUGUCAGGUCACUUUAUUUAAGAUGAAUUUUUCCUCAUUGUGAGUGCUGAUGUUUAAAGUCAGAGAAAGCUGCAGUCAACUCACGGCAGUGUCCAUAUUUCCUGCAGUGAUACAGAAGUAUUUCUGAGACUGUGAGGUUUUGCCUAUGUAGUGAAUGAGUUGAUGACCACAGCAGAAUGCCAUAUAUAAUUGUAUAAUGUGAUGAUAUCACAAUAUACUGUAUGUAUUAUAAACACAACAUACAACCUGAAUAGGGCAGGCUGUCUGGGCUCAAACAUCAUUCCUUACAAAUAGUUUUUAAAUUGUCUCAUCUUAGUGUUUUUUAUUAAUUAAUUAAUUAUUAUUUAAUUAUUAUAUGGACUCAUCCUGAACAACCAAACAUUUAUUUGUUCACAGAAUGAACAGUUGACCAGAGACCAACAGUGGAAUAUUAUAUAUAUAUAUAUAUAUAUAUAUACAUUCAGCAAAAAUACAUUAAAAAAAACCGCAAGAAUUCCAUCUGCCAUGUUUUGUGUGGUUAUAACUGCUGAUCUGUUUAAUUCUCUACAAGUAUGGCUCAUCUCAAACCUAUUGAUAAAGUUUAUUGAAAGGGAUUUGACAGGUUUGUAGCUUAAAAAUAGUUCAGUGGCCAAUGGAUGCUUUGUAUUUUGCAAGAGACAUAACCACCCAGUUCUGGCUUUUUAGCUUAGUUUUAGAAAAUUCAUUUUUUACCAACAGCAGUUUUAAAUCUACUUUUUAGUCUGGCUUGCUUUCAGGUUUAGUUUCAUCUCAGGGAAAGGUAAGGUAAAAUAAACAGAACACACUCUCUGGUUCUGUGGGUCAAAUCCAGCUGGGGACAUGGAGAACUGUGAAUAAAAGAAAAAGUGAUACAACAACUCUAUCUACAAUCAAGCCAACCUCUGGAUGUAAAUUGGAAUCUAAAAUCUCUUAAAGAAGGAGCCUGAUAUGACUCAGAAAAGAAUGAUAUUGUUUUUGGGAAUGGAACAAUGUUACCCAGGCCACCCACCACUUUAUAAGCAGUCUAGUCAUCUACACAGGGCUUUGAGAAUUACUCAACUAAUAGUUUGUUUAAUUUUAAAAGAGAUUAUCCAUUUAGACCAAAUAUAACACACCACUUAGUUAUCCAUUCAGAGGAACGAUUAAAGACAAGAUCUGCAUGUCCCACAAUGUCAUCAUCUCAAAAAUGUUAAAACAUAAAUUCUUGUGAAUAGUAUUAUGUCUCUACAGCAGAAAGUAUUUUCACAUUUAAUCCCUUAAUGUAUCACAGGUCAUUAUUUGAACAUUUUUGUCAUGGUUUUUGUUCUAUAGGUAACAUGUAAACCACAACUGUAACUUUCUUUUGUUGAACACUUCAGUAAUAUGGUGAAUAUACUCUCACUUGGAGAUACUGUGGUCAAUAAAGUUUUCUUAAAAGAAA
Hippoglossus stenolepis (Pacific halibut) is the source of this 2368-nucleotide messenger RNA. RefSeq names its product chromosome 1 C16orf87 homolog (gene hdip1). The coding region runs from base 257 to 718 and encodes 153 amino acids. The record is from RefSeq and is a predicted model, not a curated record. The transcript is spliced from 4 exons. NCBI's taxonomy places the organism in Eukaryota, Metazoa, Chordata, Actinopteri, Pleuronectiformes, Pleuronectidae.